ACUUAAAGCGUAUAAAUACAAAGACACACGACAGCCACCUCUUUCCACUCACCAACCCUUCUUCUCUGUGGAGACAGUGACGGGUGUAGAUCAGUGUGUACCAGUGUUGUAACAUUCACGUCUCUAACACAGUUUAUUUAUUCAUAGUUGCACUGAAACAUUUUAUAUAUCUAUUGCAAGUAUAUUUGUACGUGCGACAACGUAACGGUUUAAUUGAACACGUCAAAUUUAGGAAUAUUAAUUAACGUCGGUUUCAUAUGUGUGUACAUGAAGUUGUUGGUGCUGACUAUGAGUUAAAUAGAACAUCAUUAUUACCAAUUUUCCUGCUGCUCAUUUUCACUCAUUUGAAAAAUGGCCACUAACAUAGCAGAUGUUUCGGAUGCCACAACCAUUUCGGGUGACUAUGAUGGAAAUACUGAUAUUUCCAGUCAGCCAACAGCAAUUGCUGACAGCAAAAAUGAAAGCAAGAAAAGGAAGUUUAAUCCACUAGUUGCUGUGCGGAAAUUUUUCAAGGGUAGUAAAAAGAGAUCUAAAUUGAAAGACAAUGAAGAAAUAAGCAUUGUAUCCAUGAGAGCAAAGUCUACAAGUGCCUUACACCGCCAGUCUGUUGAAGACUAUGAUGAGGAAGAUGAUGGAGGGUUUCUCCUCUCGAGGAGAUCACUUCGGAAAAAUAAGAGCCGUUCAGAAGAUAGUGUCCUUAUGGAACAGCAUGCCUCCAAAUCUGGUUUCCUACGAAAACUGGCAUACUCUGUUGAAGGAAUUGAUAAAACUUUGCAUAUGUCACGUUCGGGGAAGUUAUCUGGUCAUGGAAGCCAACAGAGUUUGAAUAGUUCUGAUAGCUAUGAAGGGUUUUCAAUACCUGCAAAAGACUUGAAUAGCAGUAUAUGCAGUUAUGGCGACAAGCAAGAAAACCCUGAUAGUGUUUAUGGAAUUGAUUUAGAAGCUGUAGCAAAGACUCCAUCUUUGAAUACUGAUGCUGCUAAGUUCAAGAUAUCUGUCAGGCCAAAAUCACGAAGAGGUAGUCGACAGCACAGAAGAAACUUCAGCAGUAAAAUAUCAACAACUCUUCCAAGUUUAAAUGAAGAACAGUGUAUUGGAGGACAGGAAUUUGGAGAUGUCUUACAAAAGUCUGUCUGCCUUGAGCCUAAUACAUUAGAUGAAAUUGUUACUUCAGAAGACAUUUCUUCACUUAAGGAAAGUAACAAUGAUUCAUCAGGACUUCCAAUAAAAUAUUCUGAAGAUAAGGAAAAUAAGAUGUUAAUACCAGGAAUCACCUUAUCAAACAAACCUUUAUCGCAGGAGAAUUUUUUGACAAACUCAACUGUUGAUAUCAAAGAUACAGUUGAUCUUAGUCUUAAACUGUCUCCAGUACCUAAGUCACCUGUAAAACUAUCAGUUUAUGACAACGUUUCUCUUGAGCGUACAUCAUCUGCUACCAACAUUAGCAUCACACACUCUGUUUCACCUGAACUUAAUGAAGCUUUUAAUCGUAUUAUUAAAGAAAGAAAUACUACAAAUGCUGAUGGUAAUGAAAAUGUUUCUAAAGAUCAGAUAUUUGAAUUGCAAAAAUCUAGUCCUGAAAAGGAACAAGAACAAAGCAUAGAAGAAAUAUCUCAAAUAAAAUUUGAUUUUCAGGCCAUCAAAGCAACUUCUACACCAGUUUUUAAUCUUAAAAAAGACAUAAAUACCAAUGCAAAGGAGGAAAACAUUGAAAAUGAAAAUGUUUCUAAAGAUCCACUGCUUGAAUUGGAAGAAUCCAAUCUUAAAAAGGAAAAUGAAGUAAAAAUGAGCUUAGAAGAAAUAUCUUCAAUUAAUAUCAAUUAUCAGGAUGUUACAGAACAUUCCACAGUUGACUCUGAUUUUGAUGAACAUUGUAUUAAUAAAGAGUCACCAAAUUAUGAUGAAACCUCUGUCUCACCUGAACGUCCAGAUAAUGACAUGCCGAAGAAGAAAUUGUUUAUAAAUUCUGAAUCUGACAAUAAACUAAGUACAGAUGUAAAAGAUUCCAAUGAGAAUUUGUCAAAGGAAAAUACCGAAUACUUUAUGACAUCUGAAUCUUCUAUAAGUCAGGACCAAACAUUGCUUGAUUUUUCAUUAAAUCUCUCCAUAAAACCUAACAGUGAAAGUACAUCUUUCAAUUCAAAUUUUGUCCAACAGAAAGAACUUCUCUCCCCAAAACACCAAACUAAAAGUCAAGGGUCAGAAGAGAACUCUAUAACAGAGUCAUUAAUUCCAUCACAGUUUCAGUAUGAUAACAGCAGUAAUUUUGAAACUCCUUUAACAGUUCCAGGUAAAGACAUAUUGAUGGCUAAAAGAUUUAAAAAGGAGAACUUUUCCACACAUGGUUCUUCUGAGCCUGCAUGGGUACAAAUGGCCAAGAAAAAACAAGCUUUCCGUGAAAAAGUUGAUACAAAUAAAGAAUUAGACCAAAAUGAUUCACCAAAGGAAAUAACUGCUGUAAAAAGUGAAGGUUCCAAAGAAAUACUUAUGGAAAAGAAGUUGAGCAUUCCAAAAAUGCAUAAAGAAAUUUUGAAUGUAAAUAUGAAAAGUCCCAGUGCAUUGUCUGAGAUUACAACCGGUACACCAACAACCACUGCAGCAAGCGUUCUUCCUUCUACUCAUUCAUUUGUUCCACAUCUUUCGUAUAAACUCUGCUCUGCUACAAACACAGUGAAAUCAAUUCCCAUUUCUAAUGUAAACACAAACAUUAGUCCAAUAACUAUUACUAGGACUACGUCAACUGUUACUACUGCCACUACUAUUUCCGCUUCUACCAAUAUUAGCAAUACAAGUACCAGUACUGGGCAGCCUACUGAUGUUUUAAACAAAUUAAGCUCUGUUUCACAACUGCCUCACAAAGAGAAAACAUCUGUAACAAAUGUCUCAAAGUGCUUAACACAAAAGACAUUGGUCCAACGACCAUUGUCUGCUGAAAUCACAGGGCAACAGUUAUCUUCUUCUGUUAAGACAUUUUCACAAUCCAAGUCUUCAGUCCAAUCUUCCACUACUAAUAUGACAAGAGCAAUGUCUGUGAAAGAGAUGUCACCAUCUUCAAGAGACAACGAUAAAGUUAUCCAAAAGAACAUUCCAAAAAGGAGUAAAUCAAUUAUUGAUAACCAGUCCAAUACAUCUUUAAAAGUGGUUCCUGCAAACAAUGAUGCUAAUGAUUUGUCUGUUUGUCAGAAUAAUACUAAUAGACUUUCAGCUCUUUUUGAAGCUAAAACUUCAGCACAAACUUGUGGUGUAUUUAAAGAAAAAAUCAGUCCUUCAAUAACUAAACCAACUUUUGGAAAGACUCCUGUCCCAGUUCCUCUUAAAAAAUCAGUUGCUACAACUACUACUAAUGCAUCUAAUGUUACUACAGCCAAUAUUACCACAUCAGGCAAAGAAACAUUACCAGUUCAAUCCUCAACCAUUCAAAAGGAUCUUUCAUCUUGUAAGACAGAUAGCCAAGAAGGAUCAAUAAAAGAAGUGCCAAAAAAAAUUGGUGUUCUUAAUUACUUGAAACCUCUAGAAAGUAAAACUGUCUCUCUAAAACAGAAACCUAGUAUGGAAGGAUCAGAACAAAGUCAGUCUACAGGAGAAACUAUACCAUCUUGGAAGUCUGACAUUAAUCUGAAAAAGAAAGAUGUUAUUGAGAAACCUGUGAAGAUUGAGAUUGUUCCAAAGAGUGAAGUCAGUAAAGCACCCUCAGUUCUGGAGCAAAGUUCAUCUACUGAUACUAAUAAUGAGAAAAAUCAAACAAACACUGAAAAGUGCAAAGUGGAAAAAUGCAGUGAUGUCAGUGCAAGAAAAACCUCAGUCUUGGAUAUAGUUAAAAACUUUCAGAAGAUGCAAGCCACUUAAAGUGGUUAUAUAAUUCCUAGAGUUUGUGUUCAUGUGAUUGUGUUGUUGUUUCUUUAACCCCCAGAUCAACACUGAUACGGAAAACUUAUGUUUAAAUGCAUUCCAACCAUGAUCAGCAACAUCUAUCAAGUGUCUACAAAAUCCAAUAUAUCAGAAAUUUUUUUCAGAUUGUACAAUGUGAUUUGAGGAAGAUUUAACUGCUAUUUCUAGCAAGUCAUUAACAAGGUAGAUUUCCUCACUGGUUCAUGUAUAUGUAUAGUGUUCGUGCAUAUAAUUUCAUAUGCAUAUGAGCUUGCAAAUUUAUUAGUAUAUAAAUGUAUACUUGAUAUGCAUACAAAUGCACAUAUAUAUCUAUAUAUGCAUGCAUUAUUUGAGAAUAUGUGUUUGUGUUUAUGUCUAUUAUCGAUAAGAAUAGAUAGAUUUUUAAAAUAAAAAUGGAUUAUUAAAAUAGAAAUAGAUUAUAAAAAUAAAAAUAGAUGGAUUAUAAAGAUAGAUGGAUUUUUAAAAUAGAUGGAUUUUAUGUUAAGCUAUUGAGAAAAUUUUAACAUCAGCUGAAGACAUCAUACAACCAACAUAGAACUAUACCAAGGCAUGUCACAGCUGUCAGUUACUGUUUGGCAGAGAAAACAGCACUUUGCUGGCCAUUGCCAUAGAGCUGGGAACCAACCAGUUUCUAAACUUUUAUUUUGAUCAUCAUCAGGAGGGUAGGCAGCACAGAAGAGCAGGAAUAAAGAUCUUUCCAAGAAUGCUCAGGAACAGUACUGGUAUAAACUGAUUCUAAAAUCAGUUUUGUUGAGGGACUAAGACAGUUGGAGGCAGAGAAUGUUAUAGUUUCAUCUGUAGAUGACUGAUGAUGAUUUAUGUCUGUAUAUGUAUGUGUUUUAAGAAGCUCACUUUGCACUGCUUAGCACUUUGGGCAAGUCUUCUAUAGCCCCAAAUCAACCAAUGCCCUGUGAGUGAAUUUGGUACAGAAGCUGUAUGGAAUCCCAUACUAUAUUAUAUUUUUCAUUUGUAUUGUUUGUCCCUGGUGGUUGUUUAUGACUGUAACAUAUAUAUAUGUAUGUGUAUAUGCAUAUAUAUGUGUGUGUGUGUAUAGAUAUGCAUGAAUAUGUAUGUACCCUUACCAUGAUCCAAUCCACCCUCUUCCAUGCCUGGUCUCUUGACUGCACACCCCCCAUAUCCACCUCACCCUUACCUGCUUCCCUUUCUUCCCCUUACCUACUAUCCCUCUUCAAAUGUGCCCGCAACCUAUAUGCUUCUUUCUUCUUCUCACACUGAACCUGGCUUUCAUCCAUGUUACCACACCUGUCCCUUCUUCAACACCACUGUCCCCACUAGUGUCUACAACCGCUUCUACUACAUCAGCUCAUUCACUUGCACUUCUCAUAAUUUUACUGCAUCCUUUUGCUCUUUUUUGCUACCUCCCACACAUUAGACCAACUGGUCAGUACAUAGCUGAUCAUUUUGUUGAACACCUUCAAGACAUCAGACUCAGCAAUAACCUCUUGGUCUCAUAUCAUUUCCGCUUGACUGGUCAUUCCCUACAACAUCUGUCUGUUUAGACUGGUCUUGCACAGAGAACACCCAGACUCCUGCCUCUGUCAGGUUCAGGAAUUAAUUUCUCUCUCCAUACUUUAGUCCAGUGUAGUCUGAAUGCUCCACCCUCUUCAUUUAAGGCCCUCCUCUACACACAUUUACACACACCACACACCUCUUGCCUUCCUACUGCUCUCUCAACUUCUACCUUAAAUACACGUAUCCUAUGCCAUUUAACUUAUUACUCAACACCUUGCUCACCAUUUACAUUCAAACAACACAUACACAUGUGCACAUACACACACACACACACACACACACACACACACACACACACACACACACACACACACACAUAUGCACUUCUUCCCACUUCACACUCACUUCCAUCCCACACUUCCCAACACUUACCACUUUUGUCACCUCUAUUCCACUCUACAUCUCUACAAUAUAACACUUAACAUCCUCCUUCGACACAUGUCAGCCUCACACACAUACAUGUUCCCAUAAACACAUAUACACAUGCACAAAUACUUCGUCCUAUUGUCUCAUACACAUGCACCAGCUGAGAACAGGGAAAUGCACAAUACACACCUGUGUAUAUGCACACACACACACACACAUACACCCUACACAUAUACACAUGCAUAAACACAGUAUACACAUACACAUAGCUUCAUAUAUACAUACAUACUUGUUCAUGUGUGUGCGUGUGUGCACACACACACUGCAUCCAUGCACACAAAUAUUAACUUCAUACACACACAUGUUUGUUCUCACAUACACACACAUGCCCAUACAUAUACAUGCGCACAUUAACUUCAAAUACUCAUACACACAUGCUUAAUUCUCUAACACAAACACACUCAUAUGCCAGGUCACUGUUGUCCCUCUUACCACCCAAGCCUCAAACCAACUUCUUCCUCUUCUGGCAUGCAUUGAUCGUUUAAUUAAGACACGUUUGUUUUUUUCACUCUUUUCCUCCUGGGCAUUAACCUAAUACACCCUAUUUGUUGUUUUUUUUUUUUUUUUUUUUUUUUUUUUUUUACUUUGUCUUCAUUUUGUUUUUGUACCAUAUAUUAUAUACUCACUGGUCAUCCCAGUUUGAUCCUCCCUGUCUGAACUUCCUCCUUUCUUGGACUCCCUCAUCUCUUUGACCUGCAUCUUGGAUUAUUGCCACAUCCCGAAGAUUACCUAAGCACUGAACUCUACCUAGAUUAUCACUGGAACUCUGUUUAGAUUACCAUUGUUACUCUACUUGUAUUACCAUCUUCCUGGAUCUUACUCUGCACUGUUGAUGAUGUGUGUGUACAGUAGAAGUGACACUUAGCAGUGAUGGGAAAUAAACAAAUUUUAGGUUAGUUUGUGACCUAUUUUAGCUUCUAAAGGCAAUGUCAUUGCAAUUUACUAAAGAAAGAAAAUUCUUGCUUAUGGUAAACUGUAUAAAAACACUUUUAUCAGCUCAGUGGUUCCCCCUCUUGGACUUGUAGAUGGAUUUCUGGCUCUUUAGCCUUGCUCAGUAGAAGAUACCCAAGGGAGAUAAUCCUGGGUGGAUUACAAAGCCGAGGGCUUAUAAUGGAUUGAUCAAACUACUUGCAGACUGCUUAGUCAGAACAAAAACAAUAGUAAUAGUGCUAAACAGUAAUGAAAGGACACCACUGAGCUGAUAAGGGCAUGUUUACACUUUUUACCAUGGGUGAGUAUUUUUCUGCAUGGUAAACUACAAUGAAAUUACCUUGAGAAGUUAAAAAUAUGUCGCAAGCAUUUAAACUAACCUGUAAUCUUAUUUCUAAAGUUAAUGUGUGUGUGUGUGUGUGUGUGUGUGUAUAUAUAUAUAUA
Messenger RNA from Octopus bimaculoides (California two-spot octopus), 7221 nucleotides. RefSeq lists its product as uncharacterized. The record is from RefSeq and is a predicted model, not a curated record. Lineage: Eukaryota; Metazoa; Mollusca; Cephalopoda; Octopoda; Octopodidae.